Molecule: messenger RNA, 5546 nt
Organism: Lethenteron reissneri (Far Eastern brook lamprey)
Lineage: Eukaryota; Metazoa; Chordata; Hyperoartia; Petromyzontiformes; Petromyzontidae
Product: neuroligin-3-like
Cellular component (GO): membrane
Molecular function (GO): neurexin family protein binding
Source: RefSeq, a predicted model, not a curated record
GCUCACAGGAGGCACGGGGAUUGCAUCGCUCCACUUUCUCUCGCUCGCCGCUCGCAAGCAACCCGCUCUUCGAUUUGCCAACGGCAUCAUCAGGGGACCAUCUGCAUCAGCGCCAGCGAUGCGAGUGAUGGUGGCGAUAGCGGCGAAGGAUCGAUGUGGUGGCGGCUCUGGGAGGAUGUACGAGGCGACGUCGUGAGCGAGUAGACAUCAACGGAUUGUAAAUAAAACAACAACAACUUGCAUCGAGAGAGAAUUGGGAAUUGACCGUCUCUGUGGUGCCGCGGCGCGAAGACAGCGCGACUGUGGGACGACGUGGAAGCCUCGAGCGAGCGAGCGAGAGAGCGACAUCGGACGUAAUUACACACAAGCUCGAUAUUCGUGCUCACUCUCCCCGCCAGCCAGCCAGCAAGCCAAGGCGGCCAUCCGUCGUCAGUGAGCCACCCAUCCCCUCGCUAUUGUUCCUCUCAAGAUGUGUCGCUCGCGUGGAGGCGGCGGAGGAGGAGUUACCGAAGCGAUGGAGCGAGGUUUGCUGCUGCUGCGCUCUCUUGCGAACCGCGUUACUCCCGCUCCAACAACUUCAUCAUCAGCAGCAGCAGCAGCAACAUCAUCAGCAGCAGCAACAUCAGCAUCAGCAGCGUGGCGUUCCACGUCUCCUCGCGGCAUGCUGCUGCUGUUGCUGGCGUGGGCGGUCGUGGCCGAUGCGGGUGCCACGUCGUACCCGACCAUCAGCACGACGUCGGGGAAGCUGCGCGGGGUGCGAAUCGUGCUCAACAACGAGAUCCUGGGCCCCGUGGACCAGUUCCUGGGGGUGCCCUACGCCGCGGCACCCGUGGCGGAGCGGCGCUUCCAGCCGCCCGAGCCGCCCAAGCCGUGGCAGGGAGUGCGCAACGCGACGCUCUUCGCUCCCGUGUGCCCGCAAAUCAUUCGCAGCGACCACCCGGAGGUGAUGCUGCCCGUGUGGUUUACGGCCAACAUGGACGUGGUGAUGCCCUACCUGGAGGAGCAGAACGAGGACUGCCUCUACAUGAACAUCUACGUGCCCACGGAGGACGUCAAACGAAUAUCCAAGGAAUGCGCAAGAAAGCCGGGCAAGAAAAUAUGUAGGAAAGGAGGAGCGAACCCAAAGAAAAAUGCCGAUGAUUUAGCAGCUAUUGAUGGUGACGAAGAUGAAGACAUCCGCAACUCGGGGCCCAAAGCGGUGCUGGUCUACGUGCACGGCGGCUCCUACAUGGAGGGCACAGGCAACUUGCUGGACGGCAGCGUGCUGGCCAGCUACGGGAACGUUAUCGUCAUCACCGUCAACUAUCGCCUCGGCGUUCUAGGGUUUCUCAGCACUGGCGACCAGGCAGCCAAAGGAAAUUACGGGCUGCUAGAUCAGAUCCAGGCCCUGCGCUGGAUCAGCGAGAACAUUGGCUUUUUCGGGGGCGACCCGCUCCGCAUUACAGUGUUCGGUUCAGGCGCGGGUGCGUCCUGCGUCAAUCUCCUUACCCUGUCCCACCACUCUGAAGGGCUUUUCCAGCGAGCCAUAACGCAGAGUGGCACCGCGCUGUCGAGUUGGGCCAUCAACUACCAGCCCGUCAAGUACACCCGCUUGCUGGCCGAGAACGUCAACUGCAACAUGCUGGACACGCAGGACGUGGUGGAGUGCCUGCGCUCACGCUCGUUCCGUGAGCUCGUGAACCAGGACAUCAAGCCGAUGCGCUACCACGUGGCCUUCGGGCCCGUCAUCGACGGCGACGUCAUCCCCGACGACCCGCAGAUCCUCAUGGAGCAGGGCGAGUUCCUCAACUACGACGUGAUGCUCGGCAUCAACCAGGGCGAGGGCCUCAAGUUCGUCGAGAGCAUGGUGGACAUCGACGACGGCGUCUCGGCGGCCAACUUCGACAACAUCGUCUCCAACUUCGUGGACAACCUCUACGGCUACCCCGAGGGCAAGGACGAGCUGCGCGCCACCAUCAAGUUCAUGUACACCGACUGGGCGGACCGCAACAACCAGGAGACGCGCCGCAAGACGCUGGUGGCCCUCUUCACGGACCACCAGUGGGUGGCGCCCGCCAUGGCCACGGCCGACCUGCACGCGCAGUACGGCUCGCCCACGUACGUCUACGCCUUCUACCACCACUGCCAGAGCGAGAUGAAGCCCGCGUGGGCCGACGCGGCGCACGGCGACGAGACCCCAUACGUAUUCGGCGUGCCCAUGGUGGGCCCCACUUUGCUCUUCCCGUGCAACUUCUCCAAGAACGACGUGAUGCUGAGCGCCGUCGUCAUGACCUACUGGACCAACUUCGCCAAGACCGGGGACCCGAACGCGCCGGUGCCGCAGGACACCAAGUUCAUCCACAACAAGCCCAACCGCUACGAGGAGAUGGCCUGGUCCAAGUACUCCCCCAAGGACCAGCACUACCUGCACAUCGGUCUGAAGCCGCGCGUGCGUGAGCACUACCGCGCCACCAAGGUGGCCUUCUGGCUGGAGCUGGUGCCGCACCUGCACAACCUGCACGACAUGUUCCAGUACACGAGCACCACCACCAAGGCGCCCUCGCCCUACGCCACGCCGGCCUCCUCCUCCUCCUCCGCCGGGGGAGCUCCCCGCCGCUCGGGGACGCGGCCCUCGUGGUCGGUGACGACCCGCCGGCCCGCCGCCGCCGUCGCCUCGUCCGCGGCGGCGCCCGGGAAGGGCCGCGGGCAGGACGACGGCGUCAAGAAGGGCGGAGACGCACGGGGCCCCGCCGACGCCUCCAGCGUCCUCGUGGAGGACCAGCGAGACUACUCGACGGAGCUGAGCGUCACCAUCGCCGUGGGCGCCUCGCUGCUCUUCCUCAACGUGCUGGCCUUCGCCGCGCUCUACUACCGCCGGGACAAGAGCCGGCACGGCGCCUACCGCCGGCAGAGCCCCGAGCGCGGGUGCGGACCCGAGCGGGCGGGCGCCGGCGAGCGGAUGGGUCGCGGCAACCGCGACGAGGAGGUCAUGACGCUGCAGAUGAAGCAGCAGCAGCAGCAGCUGGGCAGCGGCGUGGAGGGCGAGGAGCACACCUGCGACUUCCCGUGCGUGGCCCUGGACGCGCUGCGGCCCAACGUGGCGGGCGGGCCCGAGUGCGACUACGCGCUCGCCAUGCGGCGGUCGCCCGACGACAUUCCGCUCAUGACGCCCAACACCAUCACGCUCAUCCCGAGCGCCAUGCAGCCGAUGCACACCUUCGGCGGCUUCGCUGUCAUGAACAGCGCCACUCUGCCCCACGCGCACUCCACCACCCGCGUCUAGCCGCAUCGAGCCGCCGGCCUCUGCCUUUUGCAACUCUUGCUACGACGACAGACGACCUGGUGAUCACAAAACAAUGUACAGAGACACGGAUGUGCCAAGACCUUUUGAUGUGCUGAACAACGAACGGUCUUUAUUGAGGUGAUUUUACUCCUAUUCUCAUUUAGCCCGACAGCUGCCGCUACCUUGCCAGGCGCGACCGGCGUAUGAAGCUGUCCUUUGUUUGGUUUUAUACAGCAAUAAAACUUUUUCGUAAAAUCUCACCCCCCCCCCUCGCCGCCUUCCUCCCCUCUGCUAAUUUUAUACCCUGUAUACAAACAAAAUCCGUUAUGAAAGAAUAUAUGAAUAAUAAAUAAAUGCUUGGAGCAGACUGUACUCUAUCAACGAAACAUGACAACUAUCAAAGUAGUGGGAUAAGCGAGCGCGCAGAAGAGAGAAUGUGUGUUGUAUAUGCGGCGUGCGUAUAGACUACACGCAGUCAGCAUAUGCGGUAUAUGUAAGUGUGUGUAUAUAAAACAAAGUAUACAUAGCGUACAUUAUUAGCAUAUAGUAUAUAUAACAGCACAGUAAGAUGUCUUUAAAUGCACUUGGCUAGGAUUUAUGCCAAAUUGGCCUUCAAGUGCUCUGUCAAAAAAAGCCCAGAACAGUCCGCGUACUGUGGCAUUGCUAGCGAAGUGAAGCAAUGGUUAGUCACAAUAUCAGCACCAUUGUCUGUCCUUGUACAAUGGACUCCACUGCUAUAAAUGUAUCUUAUUUUUUCCUUUAUCAUUCUGUUGAGUGUACAGUGAAUAAGUGAUUCUUACGAACAAAACAAAAGAAAUAUGUAUAGUAUAUAUAUGUGUGUGUUGUGUAUCUGGGGCAGUCACACACGGCCGACGAAGCUUUGUUAAGAAAGCGAUUUACGGUCUGAGAGCCUGGUUAGUGUAAUUCCUCCACAUUAUGAAGGCGUAUCGAUGACACCUGCACAUUGAAAUUGGUCCGAUCAUUCCCAACGUCGGCGAUGUGUAAAAGUUAAGCAAUUAAACAUUUUCUAAGACUAACGACUUCUUGGGGAAUACAAUGAAAUAAACACUUUUACAAUCAAAAACAUUCAAUUUACAAACAAGCCAUGUUAAGUCGGGGCCGUCGUAGCUAGUUGCUUUUUUCAUAUCGUCAAAGAGAGCUUUUAAAAAAUAUGAAAGUUAUAGCAGUUAAAAUAUCUGCCGAGGGGGGAGGGAGGGGUGCUCCUGUUGUUGGGAGCGGUACUGCCCCGUUGACGUGGGGCAGUGAAAGGGAUGAACCCAAACACGAGGCUGCAACACCUUCGCCAGGUUGUGUUUCCUCACGCCCGAUGCUGCCCUUGUUUCGAGCCCUCCUGUGCCGCGCGCAGUCGCGUGCGCCUAGCAGACAGCACAACUCCCAUCAUGCCUUGCACGUCGCAACAACGCUCUCAGUCUUGUCCAGACCACCAGCCCCCUCUUCCCUCUAUCCCCAAAGGAGCCGCCCGGUAAAUGUGCAACGUUGGGCUAACGUUGACCCGACGAUGUUCCGUGUCCACCGGGUGAGCCUGUGGCCGCCGUGUUGUUAUUAUUGUUGAGGUCGCACAGCAUGCAGGGCACGAUGGGAGUCGUGCCUUCCUGCUGGUUGUGAGCAGCGCGCCUUUUGCUCGUCGCUGUUUCUCUUUGUUUCCAGCCUGCACGCGUUCUCCUGUUGGGAUGAUGUGGGUUUAACUCAUCGCUGACGGCAAAGUGUUGGGUUUGCGACGAGAUGUUAUCGACCCCAACUUUUCCACAGCACCGUGUUUUUGUUGACGCGUGUUGCUCGCAGAGCCAAGGAUGACGACGAUGAUUGUCACUCUGCUUGCAGCCGACUGAUUAUUUCUCACCAUGUAAAAUUGUUAUAUCCUGUACUUUAAUUUCGUUACAGUAUUUGUUUUCAGGGAUGAAAGACAAAUGAUAAUUACAUGUUGAUCUUUUUUCUUUAUGGAUUACAUGGAUGUAAGUGAUUUGCUAACGCUGCUUAGUGUAUAAAGCUAAUAAACAUGAAGUGACAACGCUUAAUAUAACUCUUUAUUGUGUAUUGGGCUCUUAGGGACCUCGUAGGGUUACUUUUCAUGUACUUAGAGCCGUUAUUCUUUACAGUGUUACACCUUAGUGAGUGCAGUGCCAUGCAAUGUUGCGUUACAGUUAUUUUCCAUAGUCUACAGUCAUUUUAAAGUGACCAUCUUAAUUAUAUCACGAUAAAUGCUUUGUUGCUCACACAUAAAUUGCCCAAUGUGCUAUAAAAAAGAAACUGUCUAUAAUGAAUA